Miscanthus lutarioriparius is the source of this 567-nucleotide messenger RNA. Lineage: Eukaryota; Viridiplantae; Streptophyta; Magnoliopsida; Poales; Poaceae. The record is from the annotation of a GenBank genome assembly.
AUGGCGUCCAUCCCGUGCACCUUCCAGCUCAGCACGGCGGUGUCGAGGAGGGUGUCGCCGCGGGCGGCGGCGCAGGGGAAAGGCCAAGGCCAGGGAAGAGGAGGAGCGGGGCUGAGAACGCCGCUGCUGGGCGCGGGGCGGCGGGGCCUGGGGUGGCUCCGGCCGUCGCGGCUGAGCCGCGUGGUGCCGGCGAGCGAGAGCGGGCGGGUGGGCCCCACGUGCUGGUUCAAGUUCGGGAACAAGGACGCCGAGGGCGCCGGCAUCUACGGCAGCCAGGCCAGGGACGACUUCGACCGCGACGACGUCGAGCAGUACUUCAACUACAUGGGGAUGCUGGCGGUGGAGGGCACCUACGACAAGAUGGAGGCGCUGCUGAACCAGGACAUCCACCCCGUGGACAUCCUCCUCAUGCUCGCGGCCUCGGAGGGCGACCGCCCCAAGAUCGAGGAGCUGCUCCGCGCCGGCGCCAAGUUCGACGUCAAGGACGUCGACGGCCGGACGGCGCUCGACCGGGCCACCGACGAGACCAGAGAGUUCAUCCUCGGCUUCGCCGCCAAGAAGGCCUGA